This is a messenger RNA of Spea bombifrons (plains spadefoot toad), 879 nucleotides long. It is a transcript of the gene TRAPPC2, whose product is annotated as trafficking protein particle complex subunit 2. The transcript is spliced from 5 exons. The coding region runs from base 174 to 596 and encodes 140 amino acids. Lineage: Eukaryota; Metazoa; Chordata; Amphibia; Anura; Pelobatidae. The record is from RefSeq and is a predicted model, not a curated record. Gene Ontology annotation, cellular component: nucleus; TRAPP complex; cytoplasm. Gene Ontology annotation, biological process: endoplasmic reticulum to Golgi vesicle-mediated transport.
GAGAGGACCGUUUUACCUUUCGUACUUUGUGUGCGAGUGGUAACCCGGCUGCUUCUGUUCCGGGUGCAUGACGUUCAUGUUCAGCGACCUAAAGUGUUGUGCGCUGGAGAUUGGGUCUUAUCCGUUGCCUUUGGAAAGGAAUAUAGAAUAUCCGGUUAUUACUCUUAGAUAUCAUGUCAGGCAGCUUCUAUUUUGUGAUCGUGGGUCAUCAUGACAAUCCAGUGUUUGAGAUGGAAUUCCUUCCACCAGGAAAAACCGAAUCAAAGGAUGACCAUCGGCACCUGAACCAGUUUAUAGCUCACGCUGCUCUUGACCUAGUCGAUGAGAAUAUGUGGCUGUCUAACAACAUGUAUCUGAAGACCGUUGACAAAUUUAAUGAAUGGUUCGUCUCUGCUUUUGUUACAGCUGGACAUAUGAGAUUUAUCAUGCUCCAUGACGUACGACAAGAAGAUGGCAUCAAAAACUUCUUUAACGAAGCUUAUGAUUUAUAUAUGAAGUUUGCCAUGAAUCCAUUUUACGAGACAAAUACCCCAAUACGAUCAACUGCCUUCGAUCGCAAAAUCCAGUUUCUUGGCAAAAAACACUUGCUGGGCUGAACGAAAAAGCAGAGUGGCAAAGCAAUUAACUCUGACUCUACGGGGAGGAGUAAUUUAUUCCCAUGUUGACUGUGGCCGAUCAGACUUCUGCAUUGCACCACUUUCCAGCAGGCAGAUGCUCGGAGCAUUGUGAUAGUGUGUGAGCGUGUACAUAUACAUGUAUAUAUAUUUACCUUACCAACUUCUGUAUGAUGUGACCUUCCCUGUGUAUGUAGAAAACUGUUUUCUGUUCUAAUUUGCCUUCAAGUACUCCUUGCUUAAUAAAAGGAAAAGAUCAGGGAAA